Molecule: messenger RNA, 1032 nt
Organism: Meyerozyma guilliermondii ATCC 6260
Lineage: Eukaryota; Fungi; Ascomycota; Pichiomycetes; Serinales; Debaryomycetaceae
Gene: ERG27
Product: 3-keto-steroid reductase
Exons: 1
Coding region: 1-1032 (343 amino acids)
Biological process (GO): ergosterol biosynthetic process
Cellular component (GO): lipid droplet; endoplasmic reticulum membrane; mitochondrial outer membrane
Molecular function (GO): 3-beta-hydroxysteroid 3-dehydrogenase (NADP+) activity
Source: RefSeq, a predicted model, not a curated record
AUGACGACAAAUUCGAAGGUAGCAUUAAUUACGGGUAUUUCUUCGAACCUAGGCAUUAACAUCGCCUACAGACUCUUGGACCAAACCGAUCCUGCCAUGAAGUUGACUAUUAUAGUCACUUCCAGGACAUUUCGCAAGACAAAAGAACUGAUUGAGCUCAUAAACGAGUAUGCCAAUUCAAAGGCUGAGAGUAGAACUGGCACUGUGGAGUUUGACUAUCUUCUAGUGGACUUUACUGACAUGGUUUCCGUACUUUCGGCGUAUUAUGAUUUGCAUUUGAAAUACAAAUCUAUAGACUACGUUUUCGUCAAUGCCGCUCAAGGUGUUUAUUCAGGCAUUGAUUGGGUUGGCGCUUGCAAACAAAUUUUGCGGAAUCCCGUGGAGGGUGUGUCGUUUCCCGACUACAAGUUGCAAAGAGUGGGAGUCAAGACCGCUGAUGGAAUGGGACUUGUAUUUCAAGCGAAUGUGUUUGGUCCAUUUUAUCUUAUUCACAAGAUCAAACAUUUGUUGAAGGGUGGAAGUGUCGUUUGGAUUUCGUCGCUCAUGUCGAAACCAAAAUACUUAUCUUUUGAUGAUUUGCAACUCUUGAGAUCAUCAGAGUCAUAUGAGGGCUCCAAGCGGUUGGUGGACUUGAUGCACAUGGGUCUGUACCGGGAACUCGAGAAGAUUCAUGUCAACCAGUAUGUGGUGGAACCAGGUAUUUUCACAAGCUUUUCCUUUUUCCAGUACUUGAAUGUGUUCACUUACUACGGUAUGCUUUUGCUAUUCUAUCUCGCUCGGCUUUUGGGCUCUUCUCACCAUACUAUAUCUGGGUAUAAGGCUGCUAAUGCCCCGGUAUCGUGUGCACUCUCACAGGAACCCAAGAAUGUCAAGCUUGGUUCGGCAACUUCAAGAACUGGAGUUGAGUACCUCAUUAGACAUGACAUUGACCCUACUGGGGCGGAAGACGUUGCAGCUUACUUGAAUAGACUAUGCGAUGAAUGGGAUGAAAAGUUGAAGGACCAAAUCACCGAAACUCGCCAAAAAGUUUGA